Scheffersomyces stipitis CBS 6054 is the source of this 1258-nucleotide messenger RNA. RefSeq lists its product as uncharacterized. The transcript has a single exon. NCBI's taxonomy places the organism in Eukaryota, Fungi, Ascomycota, Pichiomycetes, Serinales, Debaryomycetaceae. The record is from RefSeq and is a predicted model, not a curated record. The coding region runs from base 39 to 1211 and encodes 390 amino acids.
CGUCAGAUUAGAUCAAUUAAUUCGCGAACCAAUAUACAAUGAUCACCCCAGGAUUCGUGUGGAAAGUUAUCACCAUUCCGAUCACCGCACUCAAGACUUUCCUCCAGUAUUUUACUGUGGGAACAGUUUACCAGAGGACAAGUCAUGAGUUCAAGAGUUCGCUCUGGAAGAACAUCCACUUGGCCAUUGAAUGCCAUUUGGCCGGAAAUCUCCACAAGGUUGACGUCCAGACAUUUGUCUAUAGACCUGUUUCCGAGGUCUUCAAGCAAUUUGAGAACAACCCUAUGGUCGCAGGAUUAAACAACUUUGGCAAGAAACUUGAAGAAAGAAGUUACUGGAUUGUCCAGAACGAAGCGGAAGGACCAGAAAAGGAAGAUGUAAUUGUCUAUUUGCAUGGGGGAGGAUACUUACUUAACAUCUUUGAGUCCCAAUUUGUAACUUUCAUUGCGUUCUAUUAUUCCUUGCCUGAAGAAACCAGAAAGAAGACUUCCAUCUUGAUUGUAGACUAUUCCCUCACCUUGCACGACCACAUCUAUCCUACUCAACUCUGGGAAACUCUCAGAGCCUACAAUGAGUUGCUUUCCAAUGGAUACAAGAACAUCCAUCUUGUCGGAGAUUCAGCUGGAACCCAUUUGGCACUUUCGGUGUCCAGAUACAUUUCGUACCCGGAAGAAUCGGCCAAGCAAUUUGCACUUUUUCCUCAAUUUGACUUCAACUUCUCUCGUCAGCCUUUCCCGCAGCCCAAGUCAUUAGUAUUAAUUUCACCAUGGGUUGAGCCUUGUACUGCUCCGGUUGAGCCUACUAAACAUGGUGUAGACACUACGGGAGACUUGGGCGCCAGAGAUACUCUUAUGGGAGACUACUACACGGGCGAUUUGGACAGAGAAGUCAUAAACAACUUCUUGACAUUCACUAACACAAACUUUGACGAACACUGGGCAAAGGUAGACCCCAUCAAUAACGGUAACACCCUUGUGAUCGAAGGAGAAAGAGAAAUCUUGAGGGAUAGUGUGGAAGAGUUCUUGCAAAUCAUCAACAAAAAUGGUAAAGUAGACUACCAAGUCGAUAAGGGUGGUAUCCACGCUGGUAUGGUAUAUGUUGAAGCCCUCGACUAUCUAGGAGACUCUGGUGCCAAGCGUGCUCUUGCAGGCGAUUUUGAGGAUAAGUUCUCCUACAACACUAUCAGCAAAUUUUACGCAGAGAGAAUAUAGCUUAGAACAAUCGGCAUUAUGCUAAGAUUUUUAUGAAUAGAACACUC